GACUCCUCCUAGGAGAGAGAUAAUCAGCUCUGCAGCCUCUCACCGGGAUCCAGCUUCCUCUCUGCCCCCGGUCUGAAGCCUCCGCGGAGCUCCGGACGACUUGACUCUCGCGGCCAGGCCAGAGGGAUCUGCACCGGGGAAGGCUUAUAAAACUCAGGACAGGAAAACACACAGGCUCUUAUGAAGGUACACAAGGCAGAAGCCGCGAUGGAGAAUCACGUCACACAGAUUUCCAGGGACAACCUGGACGACCUCAGGGAGGCCUUCAAUAAAAUUGAUAUCGACAACAGCGGCUUCGUGAGCGACUUCGAGCUCCAGGAGCUGUUCAGAGAGGCGAGCUUCUCCCUGCCGGGUUACAGGGUGCGAGAGAUCAUGGAGACCUUCCUCGCCGGAGACACCAACAAGGACGAGAAGAUCAGCUUUGAGGAAUUUGUCGCUAUCUAUCAGGAGCUGAAGAGCAAGGAGCUCAGCGAGACGUUCAGGAAAACCAUCACGAGGAGAGACGGGAUCCGGUCGUUUGGAGGAACCUCGGGAAACUCCAGCGAGGGAACGCAGCACUCGUACUCUGAUGAGGAGAAGGUGGCUUUCGUCAACUGGAUCAACAAAGAUUUGGCCAAAGAUCCAGACUGUCAGCAUCUGCUGCCCAUGAACCCCAACGAUGAAAGUCUCUUCACCUCCGUCCGCGAUGGCAUCCUGCUGUGCAAAAUGAUCAACCUGUCUCAGCCUGACACGAUUGACGAAAGAGUCAUCAACACGAAGAAACUCGCCACCUUCAAAAUGACAGAGAAUCUGGUCUUGGCUCUGAACUCGGCCUCAGCGAUCGGCUGCAUGGUGGUGAGCAUAGAUGCCCAUGAUCUGAUGGCUGGGAAACCCCAUCUGGUGCUGGGACUGCUCUGGCAGAUCAUCAAAGUUGGCCUGUUUGCUGAUAUAGAAAUCAGCAAGAACAAAGGUCUCAUUGGUCUCGUGACUGAUGGAGAGAAACUGGACGAUCUGCUGUCUCUCUCCCCCGAGGAGCUGCUGCUCCACUGGGUCAACCAUCAUCUACGAAACGCAGGAACAGAGACAAUCAGCAACUUCAGUGACGACAUCAAGGACUCGCAGGCCUACUUCUACCUGUUGGACCAGAUCGCUUCCCACGGAGACCAAAAUCACAAGAUGAGUGUCAAGAUCGACAUGAGCGGCCUCAAUGAGUGUGAUUUGGACCAGAGGGCUGAGCUGAUGCUGCAGCAGGCGGCGCGGCUGGACUGCAGACAGUUUGUUUCUCCUCAGGACGUCACAUCUGGAAACAGCAAGCUCAACUUGGCCUUUGUGGCCAAUCUGUACAACAUGCACCCCGCUCUGCAGAAAGCUCAGAGCAACAGCAAUGGCAUAGAGACCGCACACAUAGUGGGUGAGUCCAGAGAAGAGAAAACAUUUCGCAACUGGAUCAACUCUCUGGGCGUCUCUCCCUAUGUCAACCACCUGUACUGCGACCUGUGUGAUGGUUUGGUGAUUCUGCAGCUUUACGAGCGGGUGAAUGUGCCUGUGAACUGGAAGAAAGUCAACAACCCGCCUUAUCCUUUCCUGGGCGGAAAUAUGAAGAAGCUGGAGAACUGUAACUACGCAGUGGAGCUGGGCAGGGAUGUAGCUCACUUCUCUCUGGUUGGUAUCGGAGGAGAAAACAUAAACAAGAGGAGCGCCAUGCACACUCUGGCACUGGUCUGGCAGCUGAUGAGGAGGUACACAGUGCUGGUUUUGUCCGAUUUGGGCGAUGGAGAAAAGGUCGGAGAUCCGAUCAUCCUCAACUGGGUCAACACCACCCUGAGCCAGAAACGCAAGGACUCACAGAUCAGCAGCUUCAAGGACAAACUGAUCAGCACCAGUCUGCCAGUCAUUGACCUGAUUGAUGCCAUCGCUCCCAGUACAGUCAAGUGGGACAUGGUGAAGAGAGGAGAGGAAAGAAUGCUGAAGGACGAAGAUAAACUCAACAACGCCAAGUAUGCGAUCUCAUUGGCCCGUAAGAUCGGCGCUCGCGUUUACGCACUGCCUGAUGAUUUGGUGGAGGUGAAUCCCAAGAUGGUGCUGACGCUGUUUGCCUGCCUCAUGGGCCACGGUUUGAAAAAGGCUAACCGCUGAAAAAAACGAAAGCAAAAAAACCCAGACAUGAACACACCUGGGAACUGACCACCAAUAUUAUUCAUGAGACAGCAUUUUGUUUCCAUUUGCUUUAUUAAUCUUUUUCAUGUCAUUGUAAUAGCUCUUCCUUUGACCUUUGACCUAGAUGAGGUCGCUCAACAGGGGCAUUGAAAGUGUGUUCAUAAAAAACAAUAAACUCAUCUAAAUUUGAAAAUCAUGUCUCAUUAGCAAAGCCACUCCAUUUGUUCAUCUGUGAUUUCAUUUAAGUGCCUAAUUGCUCUUAACUAUAUUUUGCACAUUUACUAAGACAUGACAUCUACUGCAAUACAUACCUCUCCUUCAGCAAAACAUAAAGUCUGUAAAUGUUGUGCAUUGAAUAUUGCUAUUUAAUUAUUAAAAAAUGUAAAAUGUG
Messenger RNA from Scophthalmus maximus (turbot), 2527 nucleotides. RefSeq names its product plastin 1 (I isoform) (gene pls1). Gene Ontology annotation, molecular function: actin filament binding; calcium ion binding. Gene Ontology annotation, biological process: actin filament bundle assembly; actin filament network formation. Bases 181 to 2115 code for a protein of 644 amino acids. The transcript has 16 exons. The record is from RefSeq and is a predicted model, not a curated record. Gene Ontology annotation, cellular component: actin filament bundle; cytoplasm; actin filament. Lineage: Eukaryota; Metazoa; Chordata; Actinopteri; Pleuronectiformes; Scophthalmidae.